Molecule: messenger RNA, 1450 nt
Organism: Eruca vesicaria subsp. sativa (arugula)
Lineage: Eukaryota; Viridiplantae; Streptophyta; Magnoliopsida; Brassicales; Brassicaceae
Source: the annotation of a GenBank genome assembly
CAAAAUGGAGAAACCACCUCCGCCGGAACCCAUCACCAUCUACGCCAACCAAGAAACGUUCCCCGGUGACAUGGAAUACUACUUUUGGUUCGACGAAGCUUCAAUCCAAGACAUGAACCACUUCGUCAAAACCAUCACCGGCAUCAAAUCCAAAGGCAUCAGACCAGACCUCAUCGGCUCCAUCAUCGCUCACUACGCUUCCAAAUGGCUCCCUGAUCUCUCCGGUAACGUCACGGACCCACCACCACCACCACCGACGGAGAGCGUUACGGCUUCUGUAAUGAAGAAACGAUUCUUCGUCGAAACACUAACCGGAAUCCUCCCUCCGGAGAAAGACUCCGUUCCAUGCAACUUCCUCCUCCGUCUCCUCAGGACAGCCAAAAUGGUCGGAGCCAAUCAGAACUACUUAACAGAGCUCGAGAACAGAGUGUCUUUGCAGCUGGACCAAGCCUCACUCAAGGAGCUCAUGAUACCUUCGUUUAGCCACACGUGUGGGACUUUGCUCGACGUUGAGCUCGUGACGCGUCUUGUCAAGAACUUCGCUGGUUUGGACAGUGAAGGUGUUAAGACCGGUGCGGCUCUAGUUAAAGUGGCUAAGCUUGUUGACUCUUACCUCGCUGAAGCCGCCGUUGACGGUGGUUUGACUCUAACGGAGUUUAUAUCAAUUAUUAAAGCUCUGCCUAGCCAUGCUCGUACCACUGAGGAUGGCUUGUACCGCGCCAUUGAUACAUAUCUCAAGGCUCAUCCUCAGGUAAUGAAGCACGAAAGGAAGGAACUGUGUAGACUCAUUGAUAGCAGAAAGUUAUCACCAGAAGCAGCUCUACAUGCAGCUCAGAACGAUCGUUUACCAGUGAGAUCAAUCAUCGGAGUGUUGUUCACUGAGCAGACAAAGCUAAGCCGUCACGUUGACUGGACCGGUAGCUCAAUAAGUAGUGCGGCAAGGAGUCCAACGAAUCCUUCUGGCUCACAUUACUUUGAGCCAGGGUCUGGACCACAGUGCUUGUCCAAACGCGAGAUGAAUGUUCAGCAAGUGGAGAUAAAGAGGCUUAGCGAUGAUGUGUUGAGGCUGCAGAGCCAGUGUGGUGCCAUGCAUAUACAGCUUGAGAGGCUUAUGGAGAAGAAGAGUGGUGGGAGUAAAGGGUUUUUCAGGUGGAAGAGACCUUUCAUUAGAGGAAGUGUUGAAAAGAUGAUGAACGUUGAGGAAGAAGUAGGUGAUAAUGGUGAUGGAUUUGAGCCAAGGACUCCAGGGAAUAUGAAGACAAGGCUUGUCAAAGGAAGAACAACACCUUCACGGUGGAGCAAAUCUAUGUCUUAAUGUUGCAUUAAUGGGAACAAAACAAAUUGUUAUUAUUACACAUGGAGGAGCAAUAAUGAAAAUGUUUUGUAUACACAAACACGCUAUAGAAGCAAAAUGUGUGUUUUGAAGAUGUGGUCUAAAAUUUGAUUGUUU